CUGGAAAGAUGGCGCAUCUUGCGCAGCUGGGUUGCGCAGUUCUCCGUCUACGCGCCAACGACCAAUAGUAUGAAGGGACCUCUCACAUGGCGGUUGCGUCACUCCGGGGCCCGGGGAGUUUGGGCUUGGGAUCUAAAGGAGUAUUCUACGCCGAUGGAACCUUGUCCUCCAUCACUAACUUCAGAGAACAUUUAAAGAGUUGGCGGAGGCGACGUCCUCUUGAGAGGAGUCACUGAGGCCGCACAGCGUCCCCUCCGUUUCAGGCGACCUUGAGCUCUGAGUGACACCUGGCCUGUUAUGAGUUCCUGCCUGCAGUUCCGUUUGCCCAGGAAGCACCAUGGCUCACAUUGUCUUGAUUCCUGGGUUGUCUCGAGGUUCUGUGGGCGCCAUCUGCACCCAGGCUGCUUUGUGGGGAUUCACAGCCAGCACUGUGCGGCACCUUACCCUAGCCAGCAUAAUGAAAUCCAGAAGGAAAACUGACCACCUAGAGAGAACCGCCAGUGUCCUCCGCCGGGAGGUCAUGGCUACAGCUAAGGUGUGUGAAGUCACUCGUGAGUCUCCGUCAGUGAAGAGCCUCCGUUUGCUUGUUGCUGAUAAAGACUUUUCCUUUAAGGCUGGCCAGUGGGUUGAUUUCUUCAUCCCAGGAGUCUCCGUGGUUGGUGGGUUUUCAAUUUGCUCCAGUCCCCAACAGCUAGAACAAGAGCGAAUAAUAGAAUUGGCAGUGAAGUAUACAGACCACCCUCCUGCUGUCUGGGUGCACAAUAAGUGCACACUUGACUCUGAAGUGGCUCUCAGAGUAGGUGGAGAGUUCUUCUUUGACCCUCAGCCCACAGAUGCCCCUCGAAACCUCGUCUUGAUUGCUGGAGGGGUCGGGAUUAACCCGCUGCUUUCUAUCCUGCGCCACUCGGCAGAUCUCCACCGAAACCACGCAGACAAAAGACGUAGCUAUGAGAUAGGAACAAUAAAACUGUUCUACAGUGCAAAGAACACCAGCGAACUCCUGUUCAAGAAAGAUAUCCUCAACCUAGUACAUGAAUUUCCUGAGAAGAUUACCUGCAGUUUUCAUGUUACAAAACAGACAGCACAAAUCAGUGCAGAACUUAAGCCUUACGUCACAGAUGGAAGAAUAACAGAGAAGGAGAUAAGAGAUCACAUUUCAGCAGAGACUCUAUUCUUUGUCUGCGGCCCACCUCCAAUGACAGACUUUUUCUCUAAGCACCUGGAAAGCAGCCAUGUUCCCAAGGAACACAUCUGCUUUGAGAAGUGGUGGUAGGACCAGGCACAGAAGACCGGAGAGCCGCUCGGGACAGUGAGGCUUCAAGUGUGCAGCCGAGGACUAAAGGAAACCCAGCAACGGGGUUACACGAGAGACUUCCCGCAGACCUCAUUGGUCACACUGUUUUUGACUAUAUUGAUUUUUCUUUCAUUAAUACCUAUGUAAUUAUGAUAUUCCAUUAUUGUAGAAUCUCUGGCCCCUGGGAGAAGACCAUACUCAAUCCAAUUUUAAUUAAAAGAUUUAUUGUUGAGCUGCUUGCAGGAUGACAGUCUGAGAGCCAAAUUUCAGAUUGCCAUAGAGGAGGGUGUGGGGAAGGUUUCCCAAAGGGAAAAGGUCCACAGUAUCUGUGCAAGCAAGCAAAAACUGGCCUGGUCUGCCAAGGUUAAGUGGUUAAAGCAACUCUAAACAAUCUGGGUAUCUGCAUAAGCCAGUUACAGAAGCUGAAAAGGUGGUCUCCCUAACAAGGACGUAGUCACAGCUGUACCUUUCUGGGGGUCCCCAAGUCAGGGUUGUUUCUGGGAUCCCGUGUUUCUGGAAUUUUGGGUCUAUGGCAAGCAGUCAUUAGUACUAACAUGGAGGAAGACAUAGGAAAAAAAUGGAGUUUCUCUGGUUGGCCUUUACACCAUGAACUGAUUAAUACAGAUUUUUCUUUUGUCUUUUUGGGACAAAUUGGUCUACUUCCAUUAUUAAUUAAAGGAAAAUGUGAGUUUUGUGUGAACUAUAUAGUUCUUUAAAUUAUUGGACAGAAAAUCAUAAAAUUUGUGUUAGGAAUUUAUAAUUUUAAAUACAGUCUUUAUUUUGAAGAGUCUUCGUGUUUACUGUUUCAGGGUUUUUACGAUGGGCGGCCUGCAGCACCAUCAGGAAGUGAAAGGUCAUGAGGAGAAGAGCUUUGGGUUGGGUGGCCAUUUUGUUUUCCUUCUUGGAGUUGAUUCCCCUGAUUAAUUUGUUAUUGUUAGUUCUUCUGUAAUAAAACCUUUCUGUGUCCUGUC
Molecule: messenger RNA, 2265 nt
Organism: Apodemus sylvaticus (European woodmouse)
Lineage: Eukaryota; Metazoa; Chordata; Mammalia; Rodentia; Muridae
Gene: Oxnad1
Product: oxidoreductase NAD binding domain containing 1
Exons: 8
Coding region: 338-1273 (311 amino acids)
Cellular component (GO): mitochondrion
Molecular function (GO): oxidoreductase activity
Source: RefSeq, a predicted model, not a curated record